Messenger RNA from Hippocampus zosterae (dwarf seahorse), 2171 nucleotides. It is a transcript of the gene asmtl, whose product is annotated as acetylserotonin O-methyltransferase-like. Gene Ontology annotation, molecular function: O-methyltransferase activity; nucleoside triphosphate diphosphatase activity. Lineage: Eukaryota; Metazoa; Chordata; Actinopteri; Syngnathiformes; Syngnathidae. The record is from RefSeq and is a predicted model, not a curated record. The transcript is spliced from 16 exons. Bases 23 to 1933 code for a protein of 636 amino acids.
AGCGUUCUUACGUCAUCACGUAAUGUUACGUCGCCCACUGUCAAGUUCCGGUCUCCCGGAGGCAGCUGUAAGUGGACCACCAACCAUGGUACUGAACCCCGUCAUCUCUAAACUGGUUGGAAAACUGGUUGUGUUGGCGAGCGCAUCCCCGCGGCGACUGGAGAUCCUUCGCAAUGCUGGGCUACGCUUUGAGGUGGUCCCAUCUUGGUUUAAAGAAACUCUUGACAAGCGACUUUUCAAGGCACCCCAGCAGUACGCUGUGGAGACGGCCAAGCAGAAAGCACUGGAGGUGGCAAGACGAAUGCCUUGUAAUCACCUUAAAACUCCAGACAUAGUGAUCGGAGCGGACACUAUUGUGACUGUCGAUGGCAUGAUUCUGGAGAAGCCCCAUGACAAACAGGAUGCAUACAGGAUGCUCUCACUUUUGAGUGGUAAAGAGCACAGUGUCUUCACAGGAGUCGCCAUCGUGCUCUGUUAUGAGAAUCCAAAUGACGAGGACUACCAGGUCAUUGACUUCUAUGAAGAAACUAAGGUGAAGUUCGCCGACCUCUCUGAGGAUAUGCUGUGGGAGUACAUUAACAGCGGUGAACCCAUGGACAAGGCAGGCGGCUAUGGCAUCCAGGCGCUCGGUGGGAUGCUGGUGGAGUAUGUGCACGGGGACUUUCUCAAUGUAGUGGGUUUCCCCCUCAACCACUUCUGUAAACAGCUGGACCAGAUUUACAACAAACAAGGCAGUUGCCACGGCGACACUGCUCCAACUCUGCCAGCAGCAGUUCAUCCGCUCCCUACCCCUUCAUCCACGCACACGGUACUUCCUGAACACCAGGUGGUGAACAGCUCAUCCGGAUACACUGAGGAAAUACAACCUGCGACUGACAACACUAGGCACUUCAACAAAGGUGAGGACAGCGAAGAAGCCAGAGAGGACCUACAGAAAAUCAUUCAACUGAUGGACGGAUUCAAAGCCUCCAAGGCACUGUUUACCGCUUCCAAGUUGGGCAUAUUUGACUUGCUCCAACGCAGACCGGCGUUGAAUGCAGCGCAGGUGGCCCUCGAGCUGAAAACUUCCCUCAAGGGAACGGAGCACCUGCUGGAGGCAUGCCUUUCGCUAAAACUGUUAAAGAGCACAAACUGCAAGACUCCGGCGUACGAGAACACAGAACUGUCGAAACGUUUCCUUUUGUCCGAGGCGCCAUCCUCCCUCCUGGGCUACUUGGAGCACUGCAACGAUACCGUGUGGCCACUCUUCAGCCACCUGGAGAGCGCUGUGCAGGAGGGCGUCCACCAGCACCACAGGACCUUCUGCAACAAGUCUGGCGGCUUAUCCCAGGACACAGUCAACAGGAGCCAGGAGGUAAAGCUUAGGUUCAUGAAGGCCAUGCACAGUUUCGCUCGAGUGUCUGGGAAAGCAGUGGCAACAGCCUUUGACUUGUCUGCCUUCAAGAGUGCCUGUGACCUCGGAGGCUGUACAGGUGCAAUGGCAUUGGAAUUCACCAGAGCUCACCCGGAGCUGUCUGUGACAGUGUUCGACUUACCGGCUGUUGUUGAAAUGAGUCCGCGUUUCCAUCCAACCUGCACUCAAGACAGGGUCACGUUUGUCGCAGGAGACUUCUUCAAAGAUGCCUUACCCAAAGCGGACUUGUACAUCCUCUCUAGAAUUCUCCAUGACUGUUCUGAUGAGAAAGUGCACUUCUUGCUCGGCAAAAUUGCAGAUGCAUGCACACCAGGUUGCGGCCUGCUGCUGAGUGAGAUCUUUUUGGACGAGGGUCGGACAGGGCCGAGUCGCGGGCUGCUCCAGGCCCUCAGCAUGAGCGAAGGCAGACAGAGGAGUGCCGACGAAUACGCUCUGCUUUUGAAGAGCCACGCUUUUGUUGCCACCGGUAUCAAACAGACGGAAAACCUGCUGGAUGCAAUGCUCUGCAUCAAAGUCUGACCACUCUCCAACAACCUACAGGCUGUGCUGUUGUAAUUGCUGAGACCAUGUUGGACGGGCGGUCCACCUGCUCAACCCUGCAGUCUCUCAACAUGCUGGUCCACACCAAAGACCUGGUGAAAAUGCUGCACUAGGAUGCCGAUUGCACCAGGAAACACAGCUUCGGAAACAUGCGUGUGGUACACCCGGGGAACUUUAAUGCAUUCAUUGUCAUUAAAAUGUGAGAAAAAUGAAACAA